UUUCUUAACUGCAGAUUGUUAAAUUCAAGGCCAAGCUUAUCACAUCCUGGACGCUGCAAUCGGAACGUGCAAAGCGUUUUUCUUUAGUCGUGUUGCGAAGCUGCACAGCGGUAGACCGAAUCCAUUCCAUGACUAUUUCUGACCCUUAAACGUUGUAGUGUAUUUUAGUUGUGUGGUACUAAAUUGCAAUUUUUUUUCGUGCUUUGGAACAUCAUGAUCAUCAUGUUGUACCACAGAGGAGAAAAUGGAUGAGUCCACAAAUCUAAUAAUAGAUUGUUAUUACAAGAGCAAAGAAAAAGAACGUUAAAGAUAAAGAUGAUGUGGCGAACAUUGAAUGAUGCUAAUAAUCGAAUAAUUUAUUGCCUACGCUAUAAUAAACAACAAACUUAAUAAUAAGUGCUUUGCAACAUCAUUAUUAUCAUCGUAAACUAAAACAGAAAAGAAAAUCAUUGGAUAAUAUCAACAUAAUGAGCUCGUCAAGAGCAACGAUCAUUCCUUCGAAUGUUCGAUUGAAGACAAUGAUAACGUGGUGAACAUUGAACAAUGCGGAGUGAUCCGAUAAUAACAGAAUAAUUACUGCCUACGUUAUACGAAUAAAAAAGAAACUUAAUAAUGAGUGCUUCACCAUCGACAUCGUAUUGGAUCGACAACAAGGAAAUAAUCGGAUGAUAUUUACUAAACAUGUCUAUAAAUCAUACAGUGGAUUGAUGUGAUUUGAAGCAAUGAGAAGAGACGUUAGAUUAGAUAUGAAGCCAACUUGCUGUACAUCGAAUGAUGCUAAAGGAUCAUAUGAUGAUCGAAUAAAUUGUUGCCUACGCUAUACUAUUCGAAUAAACAGCAACAUAUAAAAAUGAGAUGUGCAUCGCGGUGAGCUGUUCGGUCUUCCUGGUCUGUUUGAUGAUCGCUCUCCUGUUGGUCUUCCUCUACAAGCCCUUCCACUUCUGGGAAGUUCGUCGCGAGUACCGCAACUGAUAGAACAACGUCGAUCAUGAAGCUUCUGAUCGUCCUGGGACUGGUCGCGACGAUGACCAGCGCAUCGUUGCUGGACAUGUCGCAGGUGUUGUGGUCGAGAGUGUUGGACGGUGGUUACCGCAAGGUCGGCAAGGUCGAUCCUCUGCUGGUACCGGUGGUCAAGGUGGACCAGUCCGAGGGUAACACCAGCUACCGAGUGAUCCUGAGGAACCUGCGGGUCACUGGGCUGAACACCUCGACCAUCGAGAGCGUCCACGUGGUCAGGGGGAAGCUCAAGUCGAACUUGAGCGACAGCGAGGCCGGCUACGUGAGCUACAACGAGCAGAAGGGCAUGGACUCGAUCAGGUACAGGUUCCACACUCUGGUGAAGGAGCCCAAAGGUCAGAGCAGCGAAGUGGAGCAGAGAGCGACAGAGCAGUUUGAGAGGAUCGUGCAGUUCGAUCCCAUGGCCACGAGGGUCAACGGUGAGCAGGAGGAUCUGCUGAAGUCUGGACAGAAGAUGAGGUCCGGGGUGAGGCAGGAGCAGGGAGAGGACAGGAUCUACAACUUCGGCGACAUGAGGGUCGUGAUGAACUCGACGCCCAGAAACCCAUCCCAGGUCCGAGUGGUCUACACCAACAAUUACGCCAACCAGCAGGCUUCGAACGUGCGGCCGUGCAUCGGCGCCUGCAGACCCUCUUACCUCCUGCAGCAGCAGAAGCAGCAGCAGCAGCAGCAGAACGUCCGCACUCGCGUCGACCAGAACCAGCGUUACGCCGAUCGAGUUGCCGAUACUCAGGAGUCGAGCACUGCCAGUUACGCAACCAGCCCGAAAGGAGCUGGCAAUUCCGGAAUGCAGUUUUCCGGCAGUUUCGGAAACGGAAGAUUCUCGGUCGAGAGCCAGGCUACUGGAUCGACGGUCGCUCCUGCCGCCAGUGGUCCCGGACUGCUGUACUCGGGUAACCUCGGGAACAGCCGAUUCUCGGUGAACGGCCAGAGCGGACAGAUAGCCAACCCUGGAGAACGAGUCAAGGGAGGUAAUGAGUACUCCGGUAGCUUUGGGAACAACCGAUUCUCGGUGAACAGUCAGACGGCUGCUCCUGGAGAACAGCCUCCGGCCCAGUUCUCCGGUAGCUUCGGUAACGGAAGGUUCUCCGUCGAGGGUGGAAGCCCCUACGGAGGACAGGAGGAGAACACCGCCACUACCGGCAGCUACGAGGCGACGGCUCAAUACGCUGGAGCUACCUCCGACGUCAGGGGAGGUAACAACCCCCCGUUUUACUACUCCGGUGACAUGCCGGCCGGCACGACCUUGGACGGGUUCACCGGUCAACCGGUCGAGUACGCCGAUCCCGAGUAUCGAUACCUCUGCGAAGGCCAGCAAGACUCCCGUCCCCUGCACUUCGAAUCCGGUCUGCGCAGCAGAAUCGGUAAGGAACCUACCACUCCAUUGUUCGAUCAGUUCGAGCCGUACAAGGCCCCCAUGGUGCGCAUCGAGAAACAGCCCGGCUUCGUGGACAUCGUCUACGCCGGUGACAGGAAGCAGACCAGCGAGUCCCGGAAAGUCGAGAACCUCAACGCCGGCUUCAUGGAGAUCAUCAAGGACCUCAGCGGCAACCAGCGUUACAUAAUCCACAACUUCACCGAGGGCGAGUCUCUGAGGAGGCGCAACGACGCGGUCCGCGUCGCCGCCGAGUCGAAGCGCAUCAAGGACCUCCUAAGAUACGCCAAGGACUACCAGGAGCAGCAGGGCUACUUCGAGGAGGGCAUGGAACUGAUCUACCACUUUGGCGAUCUCAACGAUAAUAAAACGGCCAACGAGACGCUCGCCCGUAGGAAACGACAGCAGAGCAACGACACGGAGGAGGAGGACGUGAUGCACGUGAUCGUGAGGCUGCGCGUCCCGAAGCUUAACGUCAAGGCCAACUACGCCCUUCUGGGUCAGGUCGGCAAGCAGCCGAUGCGCGGAGCUGGCCUCCUCGACGGAAACUUCACCGACGUGACAGCCGAUUUCACGGUCGAGCUGAAGAAAGUCGACAACAAGACUAUGGUCGUACGGGCAGCCCGGGCGAAACUCGUCUCCAAAGACCGCAGUAUCAAGCUCCAGGGUAUGGACGAGAGAGGACCAGUCAGUCGGAUUCUGAGUCACGGUCUGAUGGCAGCCGAGGCUGUGGCUGCGAUGAUAGCCGACGACCUGGCGAGUAAGGCCCUGAACGAGGACAACAACGAGGCGAUGAUCUACAAGAUGUACAAGAACCUGCCGAUCGUCGAGAAACCGUGACGAUACAGUGAGAUAUGGACGUGGGCCAGAUCCUGGUGUACUACAGGCAGCUGAUCAUCUACCUGUUCGCCUACCUCUUCGUCUACCUGUCCGCCAUAAUUUUCGCCUACCUGUGCUACUACCUGAUGACGACUUGUUUGUACUGACGAAUAAAAUCUUAUUUUUGAUUA
This is a messenger RNA of Nasonia vitripennis (jewel wasp), 3402 nucleotides long. RefSeq lists its product as uncharacterized. Lineage: Eukaryota; Metazoa; Arthropoda; Insecta; Hymenoptera; Pteromalidae. Bases 989 to 3232 code for a protein of 747 amino acids. The record is from RefSeq and is a predicted model, not a curated record. The transcript has 10 exons.